Podarcis muralis (Common wall lizard) is the source of this 6727-nucleotide messenger RNA. It is a transcript of the gene SPIRE1, whose product is annotated as spire type actin nucleation factor 1. Gene Ontology annotation, cellular component: cytoplasmic vesicle membrane; cell cortex. NCBI's taxonomy places the organism in Eukaryota, Metazoa, Chordata, Lepidosauria, Squamata, Lacertidae. Gene Ontology annotation, molecular function: actin binding; microtubule binding. The record is from RefSeq and is a predicted model, not a curated record. Gene Ontology annotation, biological process: actin filament network formation; establishment of meiotic spindle localization; intracellular transport.
CCGGGCCCUCGUGGCUGGCUCUAUUCCUCCCAACCCGGACACAUGAUAUACCGGUAUGUACACUUCUCCCCCUGGUUCAUUCCCCCCGCUUCUUGCUGUCCUUGCUUCCCGCAGGCAGGCGGCAGUGUAACCCAGCAGAGCCCGAGGCGAGGAGGAGGAGGAGGAGGGACGCCAUUGCGUUGCUAUGAGGUGACUCCCGCCCUCCAUACUCUCCUCCCCCUCCAGCCACGGACUGACUCGCUCUGUGGUGGCGGUGGCGGCGCUGCUGCUGCCUGCCUGCCUUCCUCGCCGGUGACUGGGGCGGCUCACGCGCUUUCUUAUUUAUUGAGGGAAGCGGGGGGAGGGGUGCGGGGAGAAGAACAUGAAGGCGGCGGGCAACGGGCAGCCGCGGCGGCAACAGCAGCAGCAGCUGAGGUGAAGCGAAGCGAGGCGGCGAAGGCAGAGGGCGAAGAGGGCAGCGAGCGCGGCCGGUCAUCUCCUUUUCGUUGUUAUUAUUAUUAUCAUUCGGCUCCCCGCAGAGGGAAUGGCUCACGGCGGGGCCGCGGGAAGCGACGAGCCCUUGCCGGGCACCUCCGGCCGCAGAGACGGCGGCGGCGACGACGAAGGCCGGUCUCUGGCGGCGGCGCUGGCGAUGCGGGACGCGCUGUCUCUGGAGGAGAUCCUGCGGCUCUACAACCAGCCCAUCAACGAGGAGCAGGCGUGGGCCGUCUGCUACCAGUGCUGCGGCUCCCUCCGCUCCCGAGGCCGCCGCGGGGAGUCUCCCAGCCGCAGGGUGGAGAGCCCCGCCGACAUCCGCAUCUGGAAGGACGGAGCCGUCACGCUGGGCGACGGCGCUCGGAGCCCGCCGGCAGCAGGUAAAUCAGAACAUUUACGCUGUCCAGAAACAGAGGUAAUAGAAUCAUUGGGAAUUAUUAUUUAUAAAGCACUGGACUAUGGCUUGAAAGAGAAUGAAGAGCGAGAGCUAAGCCCCCCCUUGGAACAGCUUAUUGAUCAUAUGACCAACACUGUAGAAGCAGAUGGGAGCAAAGAUGAAGGUUAUGAGGCUCUGGAUGAAGGAGUAGAAGAAGAAAAUGACAAGGGAGACGUUGAAGUUAUACAAUCUUAUCGAGAUGUCAUGAAGCUCUGUGCUGCUCAUCUGCCAACUCGAUCAGAUGCACCAAAUCACUAUCAAGCAGUGUGCCGGGCACUAUUUGCAGAAACAAUGGAGCUGUACACAUUCUUGGCCAGAAUUAAAAGUGCAAGAGAGAAUUUGAAGAAGAUGCAGGAAAUGGACAGAGAAGGAACUGAUGACUCCAGCGCUGAUCUUGAUGAUUUAAAAACUGCUGAUUGGGCUCAGUUUUGGGUGCAGGUCAUGCGAGACUUGCGAGAUGGUGUGAAACUGAAGAAAGUUAAAGAACGUCAGUUCAAUCCUCUUCCCAUAGAGUAUCAGCUCACUCCGUAUGAGAUGCUGAUGGAUGAUAUUCGAUCCAAACGCUAUACUUUAAGGAAAGUUAUGGUCAAUGGGGAUAUCCCUCCACGAUUAAAAAAGAGUGCUCAUGAUAUUAUCUUGGACUUUAUCCGAUCUCGACCUCCAUUAAAUCCAGCCUCUGCAAGAAAACUAAAACCAACCCCACCAAGACCACGUAGCCUCCAUGAAAGAAUACUAGAAGAAAUCAAGUCUGAAAGAAAACUGAGACCCGUCUCUCCUGAUGAGAUCAGGCGCAGCAGGCUAGAUGUAUCAACACCAGAGGCCUCCAAAAAUCUUUCAGAAAGCUGUCAGAAUGGCAGCUUUUCAUCAGAAGCAAAGGUGAAUGGCAUUGGUGCUACUAAGUUGACAGUACAACGGAAGAGACUUUUGAAAGCUCCCACUUUGGCUGAACUGGAUAGCUCAGAUUCAGAGGAGGAUUAUGUACGGAAAUCACCCAGCAGCAGUAGUAUUUCUCCCUCCCAAAUGGAAGAUACAUUUCCAGAAACCAUAUCUGGGAAAAAGGUGCCUCCGAAAUUCUUGCCAAUAUCAUCCACACCACAGCCAGAGAGGAGACAGCCACCUCAGAGGCGACAUUCCAUUGAAAAGGAAACACCAACCAAUGUUCGACAGUUCCUGCCACCUACAAAGCAGAGCUCCAGAUCACUUGAGCACCCCCUAUUUCUGUUCUUGUUUGGCCUUAUGAGAAUGAGAAGGCUUCUUGUUCCCAGGAUAACAGGUUUAUUUCCAAGGAUGACGCUCAAAACACUUUUCCCAGCCAUACAUACAGCCUCUCAGCUUAGCUCCCAUCCCUUUGAAGCAGCCUUAUUUGGGGUGGCAAGGACUAUAUAUUAUCUUUGUGAGAGAGCUUUUAACAACAAGUGGACACUCUCAAAGGAGGAGUUUUGUUACCCAGUGGAAUGCCUGGCUCUUACAGUGGAAGAAGUAAUGCACAUCCGUCAAGUGUUAGUGAAGGCCGAGCUAGAGAAGUACCAGCAGUAUAAAGAUGUCUAUACUGCCCUCAAGAAAGGAAAGCUCUGUUUUUGUUGCCGAACAAGGAGGUUUUCUUUCUUCACCUGGUCCUAUACCUGUCAGUUUUGUAAAAGGCCUGUAUGCUCACAGUGUUGCAAGAAGAUGCGCCUGCCAUCAAAGCCAUAUUCUACACUUCCCAUCUUUUCUCUGGGACCUUCGGCUUUACAGAAAGGAGAGAGUUUUAUGAGGCCAGAUAAACCUUCCACUAGCCAUCACCGGUCCCUUAGGGGCAUGCCAAGGUUAUCCUCAAAGUCCAAGUCUGUAGAUAAAUCAGAUGAAGAAGCACUAUUUCCAAAAGAGCUAAUGGAGGACUGGAGCACCAUGGAAGUGUGUGUGGACUGCAAAAAGUUCAUUUCGGAAAUCAUCAAUUCAAGCCGCCGCAGCCUCUCCCUGGCUAACAAGCGAGCCAGAUUAAAAAGGAAAACCCAGUCGUUCUACAUGUCCUCCCCAGGCACCUCGGAGUAUUGCCCUUCUGAGAGGACUAUCAAUGAGAUCUGAGCUGUGUGCCUUUCUCUUUGCUUUGUAUUCAUGAAGUCUUGAGAGAACUCGGUGAAACCAGAAUGUCUUUUUUCCUUUGUUCCACCCGACAGCUUACAUUUGCAUUAGAUCACUGGUUUUGCCACUCCAUAAUUUAUACACAAAGAGAAAGUAAGAAAUUGGGCUAUGCAGCAGGUCAGUAGAUAAAACUGUUUGCACAGGAAGAAAAUGUCUGUUUGAAAUUGUUGCCUUUUUGUAUGUGGCACAGUGUACAAAGAGCGCCUUUACUUGCAUUAUUUUCCCCAGUGUUCAUUCCUUCGAUAAUUUUCAAGAAAAGAGUCAAAAUAUAGUUACGGAACUACACAAUGGUGUUAGCACAGUUGUAAUUAUCGAACUAUGCUGGCAUUUACUACCAACUAACAUUUACAUUUCAGUCUUUGUGGCACACAAGCCCAUGCUUGUACAGAAAAUUGACAGGGGCCAUGGCUCUUAAUGCCUUAUGGUAUAGCACAAAGCUUUAAAGGAUGUGCUCAGCAUGGUCGAUCAGUCCAAACUAGAUAGUUUAUACUGUCUGGGUUCUAGAAUAAAAUAUUGAAUAAGCUAAGAAGCCUGGAUUGGGUAACUAUUUCCUGCAGCUGCUACUUGUUCCAGUAUAAUGAUAAGUGUGUUAUGUCUAAAGUAAUAGCAGUUUCUUCCCUAUCUUGAAUGUAUUCUGAAUGUUAGUUGCAGUAGUUGUUAGUUGUAGCUUUUAGACAUAAGCAAAAUACUCUCUAUGGAGGGGAUGCAAGAUAAGUGCAACUUUUUAAUAUUAAUGAGUUUUUUGUAAAAUUAAGAACAUUCUCUGGGUGACAAUCCUGAGAAAAUAGAUCAUAUGUAUAUUUGUAUUAUAGUAGAACACCUAAGUACUGCUAUAAUUAAGGGUCUGGAAGCAUAUCCAUUAUAAGCCCCAUUUUUACAGGGGUUUGUAUCUUGGCUGUAAAGAAAUUUUGUACCCUGCAAAAAUUUGAGGCAGGAGUGUCUCAGAUUGAGAGGUAGGUUUUUUUUAAGGUUUGGAGAAACACUGUCUAGCUGUUUUGAAGUUCCAGGAAUAUUACCAAACAUCACAUUUUUGCACUCUUUUAUAUUCUGAUUUUUAAACGUAAACAAACUGGGGCUUAGUGUAGAGUGUGCAGCUAGGUUGUUUUUAUAUUUAUAACAGCACAGUUAUAAAUAUUUGCAAAUCAUCCAGUGGACAGGAACAAUAAUCCUUUCACGUUUUUAAUGGCUAGGUCCAUAUUUAAUAUCAGCAUUCAGUAUAUGAUAGGAAGGAUUCAUAUAUUUGAAUUUUCAUUUUCGCUUUUUAGGUUGAUGAGAGACAUCUCAGUUCACUUCCAAAAUAAGCAGAAUCUGCUUUAAUGCAACCUCUAUCCAGACAUUUUUUAAAUGAAAAUACGCUGAGAAAUGAAUCUUAUCUUCCAAGAAAACCAAAACAUUAGAGGCCAAGAAAUAGAGCUACUAUGUAAAGACUAAAAGCCUGAUAUUGCUGCUCUAAUAUCUGAAAUUUAACUAACUGCACAAGCACAAAUGUUUGGGGUCUUAGGAUGCAAUGGGGUCUCUGGUCCAAUUAUUCUUAAGCAACUCAGCCAAGACAGUGGGACUACUCUAUUUUCAUUGGAUAAACAAAUGUAGGCCGUGUCUACACUACAGACAAUUGGCACAAUUGAGGAAUUCUCACUGGCAAAAUAAAACACUCCUACAGGGAAAGCCACAAGAGUUCCACCAAUGGACAUAACCCAUGGUCAAUAACAGCAGAAGUUAAAUUUCACUUUGUUAAUUGACAUGAUAAAAUUGCAUUGUGAUGACAUCAGACCGAGAAGUAUUGUUAGACUAUAGUCUUUUUUUCCAUUAAUCAGCUUGGAAAAAAUGGACUGAAAGCACCUAUUCCUUUUAUAUUUUGCUACAUUUUAUUAAUAAAUGCCACAAAUUGUGUGGAAGCAAAGGGGGUCACCUCACAGCUCACAAAGGCAUCAGCAAUAGCUCCCAGUAAGGUGAGGUAUCAGCUAGGAGAUUCUCACCCUUCCAGGUUUUCUAUGUCAUCUCUUCUCCUUCCAUGCAGCUAACCUGCUCUAUUUCCUCAAUCUGGGGUCUAGAACCGGUUGUCUAGCUACUUUUCUAGAGAAAUAAGGUGUAUUCUGAUAUGUGCCUGGACACACAAAUGCAUCUCUGGAUGGAAAGCCUGCUCCCAACAACCCCAUCUAUAUCAGCCCACACGCUCAGUCUCCAGCCUUUCCCAGGUAGAGCAGGGUACCCAAUCAUGCAUGAUGCUCUACUCACGUUUAAGGGAAUGCAAGUACUAUGCCCUUAUAGACCUAUCCUGCUCAACGUGGGGAAGUUUUGGAACAAAUGUGUGGGGCAGGGCUUGCAUGUGUGCUAUCUCCUGCCUACAGAUAGAGUUCACGUGUUCAGACAAAUGCCUGAAUUCUCUUUGUAAAAUGUGGCUGGGACUCAUGUUGUCCCCUCAUUCUAUUAAAUGUUCUUUAGAUUUUCUAGGCUCUUUAUUAGUAUUACACACAUGAACUUUGGUGCUCCUAUGGGUCCAGUCAAAUUACAGGGAGUGAAGUGGGGAUCUUUCUGGUAGAGGGCCCCUCAAAUUCUAAGGUGAGGGGUUUGAGGUUGAAGUGCUGACAGUAUGACUCACCUUGAAUGCCAGUGAUAUAAGCGGAGGCUACUUACUUGUCUCAAUAAUUUUAUCCUUGCACACAGACAACACAAUUCCUUCUUUCUUUCCCUUUGACAAUGCACUUACAGCUACAUGCAGCAUUCGAUCUUAAUAGCAAGCUCGAUAUUUUUCAGUCACCACUUUCCAAGUGCCCUUUGCCUUUCUCAUUUCCUCUUUGACUCUUUCUGUCAGGAUGAAGGAAAUUUGCUGGCCUUUAAUUUGGGGGAGGAAGUUCCACAAAGUUGUUGUUUGAAGCCUGAGGGGAAACUUGGUUCCUUGAGCGUUGUGUUGUGUGACAUAACAUUCUUGUCACCUUGCCAUUAAUAUUCCACCUGUGGUCCAAGUAAUAAGGAUAGUCACUCUGUUUCUCCAUAUCACAGGAAGCUGCCUGUAACGUGAAGCUUUUUGGUGCCCUACUCUGUUUCAAAAUAGUCAUAUCAACUUGUAAAUAUGUGUAAAAUAUAUUAACUUCGGAGAACCACCACUCUUUGUAGUGAGAAUCAACCUUCUCAUGAAGAGUGAAGAGGAAAUUUAAAAUAAGCUAAAUGAGUCAACUUCUGUGUUAUCAGAAAUCAUACCAAUGUUUAAAUGAGUUUUAAAGAGGAGAAAGGCUAUCUAGAACAGCAAUCUUGGCACCAUAAGAACUUUAAAGCAUUUAUUUUUCUAAUUACUAAUAAAUCUAGGAAGUACCCCAAGUGUAUUGUAGAAAACCUGCAUCCAGUAAAAUGAUUGUGUGUUUUGUACAUGAAAAUAUUUUGUGGGAAAUUCCAAGCUAGCUCCGCUCUGCAGAAGGUGGCGACAAAGCCUUUGCAAUGCCUUGGUGUGCAGACAGAACUUUUAUGCAUCCCUGGUGACAAUGUUACUCUAUUAUUAUUUUGGUUGAAAUCCUUUAUUUAAAUAUGAAAUAUGAGGAAAAUAAAAACACCUUUCUGUCAUAGCUUUUGUCUGUGUUAAUAAUUUGUUAUAACUCUGUACAAUAUUUGAAAAGAAUAUUUUAGUACUUGCUUGGGCUGCAUGAAAGGAAGAAAAUCUGUCAGAUGUAUCUGAAGAAUAGCAAUAAAGCAAUUUUGAAAGGC